Messenger RNA from Peniophora sp. CBMAI 1063, 438 nucleotides. The record is from the annotation of a GenBank genome assembly. NCBI's taxonomy places the organism in Eukaryota, Fungi, Basidiomycota, Agaricomycetes, Russulales, Peniophoraceae.
AUGCCUCGCCAGUCCCGUGGUUCCUCUCGCCCUGCUCCCCGUCCCGCACCCGCGGCUCCUUCCCGCGGUGCCAGCACGGCUGCUAUGCCCUCCCAACACGCUCCGGCAGCACCCGCACCUCCCGCUCACGCCCAAUCGCACGCUGCACCUUCCCAGGGUCCCGGAAUGCUCGCGCAAAUGGCCGCAACCGCCGGUUCAGUCGCUGUCGGUAGCACGAUUGGUCAUGGUCUCUCCUCGAUGCUCUUCGGCGGCUCGAGCUCGGCACCCGCACCCGUUGAACAGCAGGCUCAGGCCGUACAACAGACGAACUGGAGUGGAAGCAGUUGCGAGGUGCAGGCGAAGGACUUCACGAAGUGCUUGGACAAGGCGGAUUUGCAGAGCUGCUCUUGGUACCUUGAGCAGCUGAAGGCUUGCCAAGCUGCCGCUGCACAGUACUAG